AUGUAUUUCUCGUUGCGGGUAAACUUAACGCUGGAACAGGGAGGGGAUUCCACCUUGUCUCAGAAAUGUGCUGGAUCAUUGAGGACUGUAGGUUCGCAGUACUCAUCCGUAAGUGAGAUGGAGGAAAUUCUGCGCCUGAGGGCAACAAUAGAAAGCCAGGCAAAUCAAAUACGCGUGCUGGAGGGAACGGUGCGUGCUCUAGAAGAAGAAUUGUCCACCCGCGCCGAACGCGAAGCUGGCAUGGAAACGAUGUUGAAACGGACUUUGCAGAAAGAAUACGAGACUGCUUUGGAGCACGAAGGAAUUGUGGAAGAAUAUGAAGCGCGUCUGAAAGCCCGAGAAGACAUCAUUGUCUCUCUGAGGAAGGAGAGCGAAUGGAUGGUAGAUGAUUUGCGAAGAGCGCGAUGCUUUCUGCCACUCAAGAGGGUCAACCCGUUGGAGAACGUCUUCCGACAAUCGCAGGAGGACGAGCUCCUCCUCGCCUAUCUAUCUCGUUCAAUGGUGGAGAAAUCCACCAUUGAGAUUCAGCGAGAUGGUAGGGCGUUCUUGACGCUUCUAAUGGUCGACAAUACGACCAUUAGUGGUUUAAUGGAGCGCAACGACGGAACCCCAUAUAACUGGGAGGAAAUCAACGACGACAACGUUUGGAGAGGGGACCGCCCAGGAUUGAAACUCCAAUUCGGGCAUAUAACUAUCAUAAACCUAGGAGGGUUUAUGUAUAUGCCUCCGAGGAUGGCUGCGUUGCUGAAGCGCAGUGUCGAAAACAUCAGCGGCAUCUAUUUAGUCGUAGCCAUUUCCAUGGUUCACUGAUCCCUCAUCCUCAGUAGCUCACCCUCACGUACAUCAUCAUCCUCGAAUCGUAUGCCUAUCGUCAAUCUUGAAGAUGUUCUCGCCGUAAACGCGUGUCCAACCAUCUAUGCACGCUACCCGGAAGAACAACCACGCCUAUCU
Messenger RNA from Cylicocyclus nassatus, 951 nucleotides. The record is from the annotation of a GenBank genome assembly. Lineage: Eukaryota; Metazoa; Nematoda; Chromadorea; Rhabditida; Strongylidae.